AUGGCGGGAACGCUCAAUCGCAACUUCACGUCGGCGUCCGUAGCGUUCACGUGCAUCCGGCACAACCCACGACUACUGGAGAACUCCCAGAGUUUGUACAAAUUGAUUGUACCGUCAAAGGCGUGCGUGGACGCGGAAGAGAGUGAUAAAUGCAAUGGGGAUGUCGAUCCAGACCGGAUUUGGGCUGUAGUGGCUGUUGUAGCUACUGGUAUGACACAGGAGCUUGACAAGGAGAACGAAGUUGGUAAAGACAAAGAGGAGGAAGAUGAGGCAUUGAUGGAGUGGGAUCUCGUGCAGCUCUUGGCGGAAGCUGGUGUGGGGUUACAGAUCUUCCUGCGCUACUUUACGAGUCUCUUUAACCGUCUGUUGUUGGAGCCACGGCUACUCGCAGCUGUAACGUUGCUCAAGGAGGAGUUUACCAUUGACACGCUGCUGUUUGAAAAGUACCGUGAGUUGUGGCAAAAGACGACGCUGAUGAAAAUGGGACAAAAAGGAGAGUACCAGACGGGCCUGGAUGGAAAUUCUUCAGAUCCAGAACCUGAGAAGCCAGUGGAUAACCAGGAGCUACAGAAUGCUUGGGGGCUGCAAGGGCGUCAUCGAAAGUUGUUUGACGGAGGAUGGGUGCUGUUUUUGCUGGCGAAGAGGAGACUGGCGAGGCAAUAUUCUGGACUCGGACAGCUCUACACUUUGCUCUUGGCGACACUGCAUUUGGUCCUUACCAAUGCUACCCAAAUGUCUCAAGUGACUGUGGAGGCAGAAGUUGCUGUGGCGCUAAGUGCACUGGGAGACUUGGGAGACGAAAAAACGUCGCCCAUGAAGUCGGGAGCUGAAGUUGAUUCGAGUACGCAGAUUUUCAACACUUUGUGUGCAGCGCCGAGAGUUGAUCGAGCUGACGUCUUGCGCGCAUCUGAACACUUGGGGCUUGUACUGCAGCAGCUUGGCAAAGAAGGUGUGGUGCAGAACGAGGCGAGGGAACACGCGGUGUCAAGAAUGACACUAUUUGCUGAUGCUGUGCUUGGACAGAACGUGACGCGGCUGUCGGAAAAAUACAAGCAUGACUAUCUCGAUGGCUGCGGCAAGCUGGACGAACGAUUCUUUCUGGACGAGCACAUUCGACAGACCAUCAUGGGAGCAAACGUUAAUGUACAACCUGGUAAAGGAGGCGGCGGCUUUAGGAUGAAGUCAAGUGAUAGGUUGAGUACAAGCCGAAGCAUGACGCGCAAUAUGCUAUCCCCCGUGCGACGCAACAUGAUGGCUCGACGACGAGACAAUGGGUCUACUCCCGUCUCAAGAGGAAUGAUGACACCUCCUCGGCACCAUCAACAACCUUUCCAUGGUCGUGGGAUUAACUCGCCGUUGAUGCAAUCUUGGCAAUGGCAAGGCUCCCCUGGAGGCAAAUACAGGUCUCAUACUGGUGCAAGUCCUCGCUUAUCGCCGUGCUCUUUGCGAACGCCGAUUACUUCAGCUGUUGAGACAAGUAAUUGGGUACGAGAAACACUGUCUAGCUCAACCUUGACGCACAUGACGCCGCAGCUGCAUCGGCUUUUCACUGACUGUGCAGUGGACCCAACAGAGCGUAUCGCGCUCGUGCUACGUGACCAUUCAGAAAGGCUUUUAGCAGCACGAAAGUCGGGUCGAGCUACAACGGAGAAAAGUUGUCCCACCGUGUCAAUGGUGGUGAUUGAGAAUAACGACGACGACGACCAGGAUGGAAACAGUAACGCGUUGUUUUUAUCCGGCGUGGAUGACAGCCUGAAUCGGACAAAAAACUUGACCAUCGUGCUGUUUUAUCAAGUGCUGGAGUCAUUGCUACUAUCAGAGCGCGAGCGACUACGCAACAACGACUUCUCGAAGCUGCUAAACAACGAAGUGUUUCUCGCGGCGCUGUUCGCAUGUAGCGCUGAGGUGGUGCUCAAAGCGCACUCGCUCAUUACAAUUUCGUACCCGUUCUUGCUCGAGCAUUUGCACGUGAAUGCCUUUCACUUUGUUACCACAAGCGAAAGCUUUGUCAAGUACGCGCCAAACCUGCCUUCAGCCUUGAAAAAGCACAUGAGCGAUGUCAAGAACCGAAUUCUGGACUCUCUCGUAUGGAAAUCCGAUUCUGCGCUUUAUCAACUUCUUCCUGGAGCUCGACGCUCUGCCAGCUCUUUCAGUACGGCCGCUUCCCCGAGCACCCAAAGCACGACGGACCAUUCAAACAGGGCUGGUGGUAAUGUUGUUCUGCAUGCACCUGUGCUUCGUCUUUUUUACCGGAUGGUGCUUUCUCGCGCAGCCUCCAGGAUUUACCAGCUCUGCAAUAUGUUGGGUUUGGAUUCAACGGAUCAAAAUGAGAUCUGGACUGCUGUGAAGGAAUGUAUCACGUCACACCACGACCUUCUGAGAGACCGUCACCUGGAUUUGAUUGUAUUGUGCAAUAUCUAUGCUGUGUGCAAAGUAUCGCGUGGCCCUAAUGUUUCUAAGGCGGCAGCCACCAUGUCUUUCAAGUGCUUGCUGGCAUGCUACAAACAGCUCAAUCGGCAAACGCCCACUGGCGUUAAUUUAGCUAGUGCAAGUCCGCUUGUUUCGUCGCGCAGCAGUGAAGGGGUGACGCACGGCAUCAUCCUCGACACCAAAGGUUCCCGUGGCGACAUUAUCAAGUUUUAUAACCGGUAUUACAUCACAGCCAUGAAGAGCUUCAUACUGCAGUUUCAAUUCCAGGAGUCACAAAUGGCGGCAGCUGAUGCGGUCGUCGCUGAGGCCUCGCAACGGCCCCAGCGGGGUCUACUUCAGAUGCAGAAUGUAUUGCACGAGCUGCAUCGGAAGCUGUUCAAAAAGCUCUUUCAAAGUCAUGGCAACUCCACCAAUAUCCAUGUCCAAAGCAGCGUACCUCCGAGCACACCGCCACAUUCCGUUCGCAGCGGUAGGCGAUCAUCGUCUUUUGUUUCAUCGCCAGCUGUUUCAGCACUGCAGAUGUUCACGUCAGUUGAAGUACAAACGUUGCCUGUAUCCAUGAACCAGACAUCGCCGAAGCGCGUCGAGUGCUCAAACGUGUACAUGUCACCAUUGCAACAAGUACGACUGGAUCGCCGCUCGCAGCUGACGCCACGUUCCCACGCUCUGUACGCGAUCGGCGAAAGCCCUGCGCGGGACCUCGCUUUAAUCAACCGCGCAGUGAACACAGUACCUGCUAAUCUGCGCCGGGCGCAUGCCCCCAAACUCGUAAUGGACAGCGACACCGAACAACGCGACAUGAGCACCAGCCGUCGUAUCAAUCCUGUCCGCAAGAAACAGAAGACAGCGUCGUAG
This is a messenger RNA of Peronospora matthiolae, 3285 nucleotides long. Lineage: Eukaryota; Oomycota; Peronosporomycetes; Peronosporales; Peronosporaceae. The record is from the annotation of a GenBank genome assembly.